AUGGCCAUUCUUAUGUUCUUGUGGCUGUACGGUUUUACUAUACUCAAUAAUAUUAAAAAAGAGUUCGAGUCCCUUUGGUGCUGCAGCCAAUCGGAUUUUGAGGCCGGCAGUGGGGUGGGACGAGAGGUUCCGGGUCAGGGGGCGGGCCAGGGAGCCACGUGCGGUGGCGGCGGCGGUGGACCUCGGUGCGGGAGGAUGAGUUCCCAGAGGGGGAACGUGGCCCGCUCACGGCCCCAGAGACAUCAGAACUCGCGAGUUUUCAAAAAUGACAAGUAUGACACAAGCGCCCAGCGCAAGAAAAUCAAUGCAAAGCUUCAUGAUGGAGUGUGUCAGCGCUGUAAGGAGGUCUUGGAGUGGCGUGUAAAAUUCAGCAAAUACAAACCACUAUCAAAACCGAAGAAAUGUGUGAAGUGCCUCCAAAAGACUGUAAAGGAUUCUUACCAUAUUAUUUGUAGAUCUUGUGCUUGUGAAUUAGAAGUCUGUGCUAAAUGUGGAAAGAAAGAAGAAAUUGUAGUUCUGAUCAGUAAAGGACCAGAGAAGAUGGAGAAUGAGACUACUGGAAAUUGCCAAAGAAAGAUCAGUAGAAGAGAAGAGUCAGAGGAAAGUGAUGAACUGGAUUUUGACAUUGACUUAGAUGGCAUGGACGAGAAGAAUCCUGACAUGCUUGAGGAACAUUUUAAAAAUAUGAAGUUUGAAAGGACAGAAGUCUGAAACUGUUCCUGUAGAAUCUUUAUAUGAAAGGCUAAAGUUCUAAUCUGGAGACUGUACAACUGAAGAAAAAAAAGUCAAAGUGAUACCUACCUAGUAUUUCCACUAUGACAGUUAAGUCUGACAUUUGAGUACUUAACACACUAAAAUAAAUGGAACAUUUAUAUUAGAAUUUUCUCUCAAAAAAUCUUUAUGCAAGAGUGGGAUUCCACAAUAAAAAAAAUUGUCAAUUUCUGGUAUACAGGGAGUCAUGGAGCCUUUCCACUCCCAGGUCAUUGGUUUUAAAAAUCAUCCUGAUUGGAAGUGUCAAACUCACUGUCAUGUGGUAACUAUUCUGUUUGUGCAAAGUGAGUUACAGAUCUCAGGCCAAAAUAUUAUGGACAAAUGGCCGUAUCACAGGAAGGAAAGUUGAACUGUCAAAAAUAAUGCUAAUGAAUGAUUCUGGAGACUAAGCUACUCUCUUAGUCAUGCUAAUAUGCUCCAGAACAGGGUUCUACAGAGUACUGCCACAACCCCCACGCUUGCUGCUCAUUUCGUGUGUAAAUAGAGGAUCUGAAUGCUGUUAUCAUGUGAUGAAGUAGGGGAUUUUUUUGUAUUUUUUUUGUGGUUUUCCAAUGGUCUGCAUGCAGAGGGAGUGGGUCUCAGUGUCCCUGGGUGUUACUGGUUUAACAGGGUGAGGGGAGGGGGAGUUUUUGUUGUUACAGAGGACCGGAGAGGGAACUUGAGACCCCAGCUGGUGGCCUGGAGGAGGGACACCCCAGCAGCUGGUGACCUGAGGGCCCAGAGACCCAGCUCAGUAGUUGCAGCUGGUUCUGGCCAGUGGGAGGACAAUGGGCUGCAAAGAGAGGACCCCAUGACCUAACCAGCCCGUUUCAGCCAGAGGAGGAAGGAGAGGAGAGGAGGCCCAGACGACCCUGUUUACCUGGAAAGACAGUGGACAGAGGCAGGGCCUGGGGCUGAUGAUAUCCGAUGCCCAGCUGGGAAGCAAAGGCAUUCGGGGCUGGAGAGAGGAGGCAGGCAGGGCCAACCUGGAUGCAGGGAAGACGGGGAAUGUGCUGGGCUGAGGGAGGCCAGGCUUGAGAAUCAGAGAGUUUCCUGUGCUGUGUUCAAUGCUCAAUAAACCCUCCUGUUUUAUGCUGGCUGAGUGUGUCACUCCGGUCUAGAGAACAAGGUUGCAUCAACCCCUUUGGGGGGGUGGAGGCCCCGGGGGCCCAGAGCGAGUGGACUCCCUGAGGGGGCCCAUGGCGAGAGACAGACGUGCUAAGGCUCAAAGAGAUGUGGCUCCGGGAGGUGGAGGGGCCUGACCCCAAGAGAGUAGACCCCUGGGAAAAGGGCUCUCUCACUGAAAGGAUUUCCCCCGCAUGAGGCCAAGAGUGGGUACGAUCUGUGAGUCCAUGACAUAUGGUACCUCUCAUAAGCAACAGUACUUCAAUUCAAGUCAUGUCAUUAACAUUUAAAGUGUUAAGAUUCCCCCACAUGCCUACUGUUUUUUGUUAGUGUAUAGUUUGUUUCACACAACUGAUCUUUCCUUUGUGAGCUGUAUUUCUAAUUUAGUUUGCCUUAUGAGAAAUAAAUAGUGUCCUCUAGUGACAGUCACAUAUAACUGCAUUUAUUUUUCAGCUGUAAUAUUGCCAGGUUUGAUCUCUAAUCUAGUUCAUAUGUGCAUUUUUGUGGGAACAGCCUUUCUGAAAUUAAAGCAAAUCAGUUUUCUACA
Molecule: messenger RNA, 2422 nt
Organism: Gopherus flavomarginatus (Mexican gopher tortoise)
Lineage: Eukaryota; Metazoa; Chordata; Testudines; Testudinidae
Gene: C3H9orf85
Product: chromosome 3 C9orf85 homolog
Exons: 5
Coding region: 1-711 (236 amino acids)
Source: RefSeq, a predicted model, not a curated record